UAUAUUGGAUUUUCCGUUGAACUGUCAUACCCACAAACACCCAGUACUCCUUCUAUUCUUUCCUUUCACAGCCAUUCUAUUCCACCUCCAUCUGAUCACUAUUUUAAGCCUCUCUACCUUGUAUUUUUUUCUCUUCAAAUCCAUCUCCCUUUACACCUCUAAAUUUAUAUCUUUCUACCACCUCUAUCCACUAUCUUCUUUGACUACCAAAGCUAUCACAAAUCAAACAAAGCCUCUCAACCCUCAAGCAAGAUCAAGAUGAAGUUACUAGAUUGGAUGCACCGUAAGUUCCGGCACAAUAGUGGCGAACCACUCAAGGACUUCACAAUUGGUCACCCCUGUAACUGUCUGUCAGGCCAAUCAUCCCUGCAGGACGAACAACAAUACCUUGCUAGGCCAAGUUUCAGCUCGCGAACGUUGAGGCAGCACCAGAAAGAGCGGGUUCGACGGAACUCUUUUGCUGGACUCGAAGCAACAUCAGUGGAAGGAGAAUUCGAAGAUGAAUCUUCAGCGGCAGCGUCGUCCGAGCUCUUUGAUGGACUCCUUACCAUUGGAACCUUUGGCUCUGACCCAGCAGCAACGCCCAGCUUUAACUUCUCGGUUGAGAACAUAACUGAAAAAGAAACCGAAGUAACCGAGAACGAUCUUAAGCUCAUUAACGAAGAGUUAGAGAAGGUGCUUGUGGCUGAAGCGAAGGAAGACGGAUGCAAUCUCUCAUCAGGAAGGAGCAGUCAUGUCAGUACCAUUACACUUAGCGGCAAGCAACUCGAAGCAACUGAUCAUACUGGCAGUGGAACGGCAAUCUGCCCACUCCAGGAAUAUCUCUUCGGCUCUCCUAUCGAGCUUCCAGAAACAACAAUGGUGGCAAAGAAAGAACACAGGAUGUCUCUUGGGGAGCUGUUCCUGAAGAGUAAAAUGGCGGACGACAACUCAGCUGGGAAAUGUGACAAGGAUGAGAAGCGAGCUGAAAAGGAUGCAGAGAAAUCCGGAGUUCAUCUCAUGAAGAAAAUGCUUAAGCGACGGGUACCCAAUAGUACUACUUCUAGGAGUUCUGCCGCUGCUGCUCCUGCGGAUCCUGUUUCAGCGGAGAAGAAAACCCAUAAGAUCCUACAGAUGUUCCACAGGAAAGUUCAUCCUGAAAGCACUUUACCAGCCAAAAAGCCCAGCAAGUCACAUAAAACGGAGAUAAAAAGUAAUGGACUUAAUGAUGGAGGAUGCAACAAUGGAGACCAUACGCUUCCAGAUGAAUACAUCAUGAUCUUUCCCCAGAGAACCAUCUCCAAGGAGCGUAUCCGACGCUACAAAAGCCAAUCAAACCCACCACAAUUCGCACUUAGCGGCAGUGAUUCCAAUGGGAACAGGGAGUAUUGGAUCAAAACAGAUGCAGACUACCUGGUCUUGGAGCUGUAAAGGGCAGAGGAGCGGUCGCAUGCAUCAAACAAUCGAUGGUUAUUAUCCAUUUCCAAUUCCUAACUAAAAAAAAUAAAAAUAUAUAUGUAUCCUUUCCUAGUAAGUACUGUUAUGUUUGUCGAGAUUCUAGUUGGUGGUUAUAGUUAACCUUAUGUGAAUGGUUCUGUUAUAUAUAAGAUUGAGAGAGCAACAACGGAAUAGAGGCAUUUGUCGCGGCGGGCUGGUCUGUGCCCCGCGGAGGCAAGAGUAGCGAUGAAGAUGUCUGGCAUACGGCUAGUUUUUCUGCUGCUGUUUCCUUUCUUUUUUCUUUCGGCUCCUAGAUCCUGUAAUGAUAUGCCCAUAUUGUAGCGGCCAAAGCCAAAUUAGUUGGUAAGGCUGUCCCCUGGGCCCUGGUGUGACCAGGUGCCAGGGUGGCUCUGGGAUUCCUCCCUCUCUUGGGCUCCGUUUCUUUUCUGCUUGCUUUUUGAUUGAUAUCCCAAUACAAAACACAGAGAAAAAAGGAAUGCCUCUACUGUUAAGUGUAUCACUGUAAUGAUAAAUUAGUAGUAAAUAUGAAGUUUCUUUUGUGCUCCAA
Nelumbo nucifera (sacred lotus) is the source of this 1984-nucleotide messenger RNA. RefSeq names its product regulator of nonsense transcript protein. Gene Ontology annotation, biological process: gravitropism; regulation of auxin polar transport. The record is from RefSeq and is a predicted model, not a curated record. NCBI's taxonomy places the organism in Eukaryota, Viridiplantae, Streptophyta, Magnoliopsida, Proteales, Nelumbonaceae.